This is a messenger RNA of Ectocarpus siliculosus, 1223 nucleotides long. The record is from the annotation of a GenBank genome assembly. Lineage: Eukaryota; Phaeophyceae; Ectocarpales; Ectocarpaceae.
CGACCCACGUACAGCCGGAUAGCAGAGACGACCUGGAAAAGAGGAGGAAGAUACGAAGGAUGCUGUUUCUUCCAGCUAAAGAGGUUGAGCGAGACCUGUCAUUCCAUGGAGAUACCCUCAUCGUUCCGGUGGUCAGCACGGGAAAUGUCGGCCAGCUCGCGGUGGACCUGUUCCUCAGUUCGGGCAGGGUACAGUCGCCAGCGCUGGUAGAGAAAGUGGGAUACCUCGAAACCGACCGUGUGGCCCCCGCGGCGGGGUACGAGGUCUUCAGCCCCGGCCAGCCGCCCGUUCUGUGCGUCAGCCUCGAGCUGCACCGAUUCGCCAAGAGCGGCGUCACCGUGCUCCAGCAGCGGGGCGCCGUGCUGCCGGGAGAGGAACGCUCCUUCGCCGCGGAGCUCGUGGAGUGGGCGAGGGAGUCAGGCUUCAAGGACGUGCUUGCCCUGACCGGGGCAGACGCUGCUGAGGGGCUGGACCCGACUCCGAUCGGACGAGGAGGGAUGAAGCGAUACCGCGCAGGAACAUCCGCGGCGGCGUUGGCGCCGCAGUCUCCCGAACCUUGCCCACUGGAAGAGGCGCUAUCGCGGGUGGGGAUAGGGGCGUUCGACGUGGCGGGCGUCAUGCAGGGAGGGUGGCAGAACUUGAUGGCGGCACCAAUGGGGGGUGGUGCUCUGGACGCCCCGGGGGGGGCGGCGGCUGGCGGUGUUGGCCUCGGAGCGGGGGGUGCGGGCGAGGAAGAGGAGGAGGAGUUGGCGCUAGCCAUGGCGAUGGCGGGGAAUGAGACGGCGAUGCCUCCAAACCUCCCCCCCUUACCUUCCGGCACCGGCGUGGCGGGUUUCCUGUGCACGGAGGCGUCGUCGACAAGAACAGCGGCAGACGGGGAAACGGAGGGGCCGACCCCCCCCCUGGUCGUGCUCCUUCGAUUCUGCGGGGAGGGGGACAACACCCCGGAGGCGAUCGAGAUGGCGCAAGCUGUGAACGCCUCCUUGAAGCUGCUCCCGGGAGGAGGGGACGGGGAAGGCGAAGCGGAGGUGCGAUGGAGCUCUCCGCUCUCCUGGGCUUCUCUCUACGGCCUUCCCCCCUCUGCCGACGCCUACCAAUAGGGUUUCCAACGGAUCAGCCGGACGUCGAGAAUCCAAUUCCUUGCCGAAUAGUGCGGAAGGGGAGGGGUCGUUGGGUAGAGGUUCUGGAACCAUUUUCGAUGCAGCGGCGACAUAACCAACGGG